AGGCAGUUUAGGCAACCUGUCGGUUUGAUUGGAAAAUUACCGUCCGUGAGAUAAGUGUAUUCAAAAAUAUACGGUUUUCUAUUUCGGCGACUUCUAGAAAUUAGCUCCAAUUAGGAUGAUAUCAACGAUUAAUAAAAUAUAAAAGUUAUUAUUAUACCAUAUUAUUUCACAAAUAUAAAAUAAUAAAGUGUAAAGACAGUUGUAUAUUCAGAAAUGGAUGAUCUCGAGCAACAAUGUGAAGAAGCAGUAUUUGAAGUCUGUGAUGCUCGUGAAAGAUAUCCACUGCAAUGCGCAAAAGAAUUAGAGAAUUGUAUCAAACUUACUAACGAGAUAUGUAUGGCCAAGGUUCUUGUAAAACCAAUGAAAAUUCCAGAUUUGCCAUUUUUUACGAAUGAACGCUCCACAAUGUUAGAAAAAGAUCUUUCCGAAGCAACUGAACUGCUAAAGACACAAGAUCAUAAAUUGGAAAUAAUGAUAGAUAAGAUUGAUAAUUUGACAGCUGUUUUAGAUCAGAUUAAAAGGGACAAGUUAAGCAAUAUAAAUAAAUUAUUAUGGCAAUAAAGAUAUUUUUUGUGAUCGUAAUAUUAUAUUUAAAUUCAUAAAAUAACUGGAUAUUAGUUCAUAUAAAUGUCGUCACUCGUUUUUUUAUUGCAUAUAAUGUA
Camponotus floridanus (Florida carpenter ant) is the source of this 662-nucleotide messenger RNA. RefSeq lists its product as uncharacterized. The transcript has 4 exons. The record is from RefSeq and is a predicted model, not a curated record. Bases 214 to 561 code for a protein of 115 amino acids. NCBI's taxonomy places the organism in Eukaryota, Metazoa, Arthropoda, Insecta, Hymenoptera, Formicidae.